AUGGUCCACUCUCACCACUCUCAUUCCGGGCAGUAUGUCUCUCAUGCUGUCGACCAGCUUGACGACGUGAUUUCUAGAGUCAAGGAGAUGGGUUUUGAGACUUUUUGUUUAACCGAGCAUGUUCCGAGAUACGAUCUCAAGUUAUUGUAUCCAGAAGAGCUUGACAAGGGUUACAAUGUUGAUUCCUUGGUUGGCAAAUUUCAAGAUUACCUCAAGCAUGCUCGUUCAAUUCAGAAAGAAAUUAAUAGCGAUGACUCUUCAAGAUUGAAGAUCCUGGUCGGGUUCGAGACUGAAGGUGGAAUAGACGAUUAUCAUUUGGAACGCUGCCUGAAGUUCAAGCAAGAGUUAAAACCAGACAUUAUUGUCGGUUCUGUUCACCAUUUAAAUGCAAUUGACAUUGACUACGAUAGAGCCAAAUGGUUGCAAGCUAAAGGUGAUCUUACUUUGAAAGAGUUCUUUUUGGCAUACUUCAAACAACACCAAAAAAUGGUUAUCAAGCUCGAACCAGAAGUGGUUGGACAUUUUGAUUUAAUUAGACUUUUCUCCAGCGAAUAUGAUAAAUGCUCAGAUACGGGAAAGAUAUUGAAGGAAAUCGAUAUACAAAAGGACUGGCCAGACGUCUGGAAGGUGAUAAGCGAGACUGUUGAUUUGAUAAUAAAACAGGGGGGGCUGAUCGAGUUGAACUCGGCUGCAAUCAGAAAAGGAUGGACUACGGCGUAUCCGAAAGACGAUAUUCUGAAACUAAUUAUUGAAAAAGGAGGUAGAGUAUGUUUGAGUGAUGAUUCUCAUGGGGUGAAGCAAGUUGGACUCAACUAUGAAAAAGUGUUGAAACAUUUACAAGAGCUCCAGCUGGAGCGUCUCUACUAUUGGGACUUGGAUAAGCAGGGUCUGCCGUUCAUCAACAGUCGUAGCUUGGAAGAUAUCGCUCUAGACCCAUUCUGGAACAAUUAUAAAUAA
This is a messenger RNA of Ogataea philodendri, 957 nucleotides long. RefSeq lists its product as uncharacterized. The record is from RefSeq and is a predicted model, not a curated record. Gene Ontology annotation, biological process: L-histidine biosynthetic process. The transcript has a single exon. Gene Ontology annotation, cellular component: cytoplasm. Gene Ontology annotation, molecular function: histidinol-phosphatase activity. NCBI's taxonomy places the organism in Eukaryota, Fungi, Ascomycota, Pichiomycetes, Pichiales, Pichiaceae. Bases 1 to 957 code for a protein of 318 amino acids.